Onychomys torridus (southern grasshopper mouse) is the source of this 2972-nucleotide messenger RNA. It is a transcript of the gene Fam169a, whose product is annotated as family with sequence similarity 169 member A. The coding region runs from base 814 to 2808 and encodes 664 amino acids. The transcript has 14 exons. The record is from RefSeq and is a predicted model, not a curated record. Lineage: Eukaryota; Metazoa; Chordata; Mammalia; Rodentia; Cricetidae.
CUGGGCCGUGAUGGCUCCUUCUCGCCAGACCUAAAGCCGGGGCUUCCGCCCGCUCCCCCUUCUCGCUGGCGCGCCCCUGGGCGGGCCGUGGGGGCCAGGGGGUGACGGUGGGGAGGCGGUCGAGGGGCCGCGGCGUCCCCAGGUCGGGCGAGCAUCUCCUGCCUCCCUACGGGGAGGCCCGGGAGGCCGGCGCCGGGCCCGAAGCCCGCCGGGAGGGCCGCGCACGCGGGAUGCGGCGCAGGUCGAGCUGAGAAGGGCCGGCGAGCCGGGCGCGAGGCCCCCCGCGGCUUACACGCUUCUAUUCCGGGCUAAGCCAAGGUCACUCUUUUAAUACCGCCCGCCCGCCCGCCCGCCCGCCCGAGCCAGCGAACGAGCCUGGGAGCGAGCGAGCGAGCCGGCGAACGAGCCGGGCGCGCACCUGCGGGCGGACGAGCGGCGGCGGCCCCGAGGUUGGGCGGCUCCCGAGGCCGGCGGGCGGGGGGAUUCGCGGUGGGCGCGCCGCGGCGCCAGUGCGUCACGCCGGCGGAGGGACGGUGGGCUGCGGCCGAGCGGCGACGAGCCGCGCGUGCCGGGGUCGGCGGCGGCGGCGGCGGCGGGCGGCGGGGACCGGCGGCUCAUUCAUUCGCGCUCCGCCUUCGGGCCCCCGCGGCGCGGCUGAGGGGUGGCAAGAUGUCUCAGCAGGUCAAGGCACCUGCUGUCAAACCUGACAGUGUGAACGGUGGGACCUUUGUGGUGGAAGGAGAUGUUCUCUGACCAAGUGAUGUUCACGUGCCAAGUGCCCCUCCCCCGACAAAACUUGUCAAUUAAUCCAGGAUGGCCUUCCCUGUGGAUUUGCUGGAUAACUGCACUCAUGAGGAAUUGGAAAAUUCUGCUGAGGAUUACCUCUCCAACCUAAGGUGUGGGGACCCUGAAAAUCCAGAGUGUUUUUCUAUUCUCAAUAUUACGGUUCCGAUCAGCUUGUCAAAUGUGGGCUUUGUGCCCCUCUAUGGUGGCAACCAGACCCAGAGAGUUCUUGCUCUCUUUGCGCCUGAGGAUUCGCUCACAGCUGUGGCACUUUACCUUGUUGACCAGUGGUGGGCCAUUGAUGAUAUUGUGAAAACAUCUGAACCUUCAAGAGAAGGGCUAAAGCAGGUGAGCACUCUUGGAGAAAGAGUGGUUCUGUAUGUUCUCAACCGAGUUAUUUAUAGAAAACAGGAAAUGGAGAGAAAUGAGAUCCCAUUCCUGUGCCAUAGCAGUACUGACUAUGCUAAGAUUCUGUGGAAGAAAGGAGAGGCUGUUGGGUUUUACUCAGUUAAGCCUACAGGAAGCUUAUGUGCCUCAUUUCUUACUCAGAGUUACCAACUGCCAGUUCUUGAUACAAUGUUUAUAAGAAAGAAAUACAGAGGAAAAGAUUUGGGGCUUCAUAUGCUGGAGGACUUUGUUGACUCCUUUACAGAAGAAGCACUUGGCUUGCGGUAUCCGCUCUCUUCUCUCAUGUACACAGCUUCCAAGCAAUACUUUGAAAAGUAUCCGGGAGAUCAUGAACUACUUUGGGAAGUUGAAGGGGUGGGUCAUUGGCAUCAGCGGACACCAGUCACCAGAGCAUUACAGAGAGAAGCAGUUAAAGUUACAGAGAUUUCUCAGUAUGAAGCUAGAAGACCUGUGUCUGGGGAAUAUGGUCUUGCUACUGGACUAGAAUAUGAGCCUGGAGUAGAAGAGAGCCCAUCUAGUGAGAUGCAGAUCCAUUCCCUAAAAGAUGCCUUUGCUAGCACUUCUGAAGGGCCAGAAAAGACGCCUGGUUCCACUCGUCCUCGAAGCAGUCACCUGAAGCGACCAAAGAUCGGAAGGCGGUUUCAGGAUUCGGAAUUGAGUGGUUCUCAGGGGGAAGAGGAAAACAGUGGCCAGACUUCUCCAUCGGCUUCAGCAGACAAAACAGAAUGUACUGCACGCACAUUAGAGAGCUCAGAAGAACACCUGCAAGAAGAACUGGAGCAGAGAGUGGUUGAACUUGAAGAUGAAAGUAGUGAUAAAGAUGCCCAGUCUGCAAUGGAAACUCAGCCACGCCUGGAGAAACAAGAUGGUGGCAAAGACUCUGCAGUAGAGCCUGUGAAUGGGGAGGUAGUGGAUGAUGCCCUUAAGACCUCAUUUGUAACUGAAGAGGAGGACUCUACCAGUGAAGGUCUAGAAGAAGAGUUAAAAGUUCCAUCUUUGAAUCCCAGUGAAGAGACUGUGAACAUUGUUCCACUGGUAGUAGACUCUCCAAAAGCUCCUGAGGCUGCCCCAGACAAGACCUCACCUGUUUCUGACUCAGAAAUAUUAGCAGAUCAAGGCUCAUCUGAUGAUAACGGACAUACUGAAGAAAAGCUGUCCCUCGUUUCAAAAAAGCAAACACAUUUGGGGAGCUCAGACAAUGUGGGCACUCUGCCAAAUGAAGAGAAGUCUGACAGGGGUUUUCCAAAUUCUGCAGUAGCAGACUUUGAAGAGCCCGUCCCUGAGAAUUUAUCACCCAAGACUACAUCCUCACUGGAGGAGCAGGGUGAGGAGGGGGGCCCGGAGGCCCAGGAAACAUCUGCUGCUCAGAGUUCUCUGAUAGAGGUAGAACUGGAAGGUGUGCCAUUUCCUCAGAAUGCAGGACAGAAGAACCAGUCAGAGGAGCAAUCCGAAGCAUCUUCUGAGCAACUGGACCAGUUUACACAAUCAACCGAGAAAGCUGUGGAUAGCAGCUCGGAGGAGGUAGAAGUGGAGGUCCCUGUAGUGGACAGGCGGAAUUUGAGAAGAAAGGCCAAAGGGCACAAAGGACCUGCCAAGAAGAAAGCCAAGCUGUCCUGAACGAGGAAGACAUGCGUAGGAUACAUCUCUUCUUUGUAAUGUAGUUGUUGUUUUUACCAUGGUAAUUAAUAAACAGCGUGGGGCAUAGGACAAAUUCCAAAAUUUCAGUUUGAACUUAUUUAAAAAUGCAGGUUUCUCUCUUCUCUUUAGGAUUCACCAUUCUU